GAUCGGCGAUUUGGUGAACGAAUGUUGGUGAAUGAAUGUACGUAAGCAGCGCGAGAAAGAGUGCGUGCAUGAGUUCGCUGAUAGGCAUGACAGCGACGUCUGUCGGUCCGUGAUCCGUCCACAUGAAGGCACGCACACAAACACGUGUGCUUGAAAGAUGGCAAAAAGGAAGGAAUCAUCUGAGUCAGUCCGUCCGCUUCCGGAAGGAAAUCCGUCGCGACGCCUCAAAGUAACGUACGUCGGGAUAAAUAUACAUACAUCGAUCAGACAGACAGCCUCCGCCAAGCCCCGCCCGUGUGUCAGCCGUGAAGGCAGGUUGAUAAAUCCUACCAUGGGCGUUCGUCUGACAUCAGAUAUGCACUUUGGAACACCUAUAAAGGUGCACACACAGAGAGAGAGAGACAGACAGACAGACAGGGGUAUACACUUACACAGAGAGCAAGACGGAACAGCGGGCACGACGGGGGAGUUGACAGAGGGAGCUGGCGAACAUGACCGAGCGCAUGGACGCCCCCACGCACAUGCCACACCGGUACACACGACAUCAACCGACUGACUCGCUCAGUCGCUGUGGUACGACACAUACACAGACACAUGCAGACACACGACAGGUCUAUGCUACACGUACACAUGUACAUUUAAUCAUCCAUCUGCCCUCUCGCCGCCCCCGCCCCUCGUCGUAUCUCGGUCACUCGACCGUGACGACUUCAAUCUCGCUCAGCCGGAAAUCCAUCCCGUGCGCCAUUUUCGAGUGCGCUAUCACCCGGAUCUGGUGCCGGCUCCCCAGUGUGGGCCACACCGAGUUGCCAGCCCCCUGCCGGCCCUCCUGCUUGGGCCGCUCCGACUCCCACACCCACGCGUGGGCGAUCCGCAGGUCACCACCACACGCACCGCCACCCAGCAGACUGCCGUUGCUGUUGGCCUUGUUGAUGGCCGCCACACCGCCCCUCUCGUAGCCCAGCCACAGACGGCCGCCGCAGAAGGCGAUCCUCCCGGUGUCUGCUGUCUGCAGCACACGACAAAAGAGAGAUAGAAGCAUGUGCGUGGUGUUUGUGGGUCCCACCCCGCCCCGCCCGCCUGUCUGACUGACCGGUAUCCGAUCAGCAGUGCAGUAUCCCUUGACGGCUCCCGUGACGGCGGCCACGUUGAGGUUGAGGUUGCCGUUGUCCUUGAGGGCGAACUUGCCAAUGCCGCCAGAAUGACUCGUGCUGCUGCUGCUGCCUGUGCUGAUGGUGGAUGUGCCGGUGUUGGUGUCGAUGUCGGGUCCCUUGAGCUUGAAGAGUGUCUGCUGUGUGGUGGUGAUGCGCUCCUCGCUCUUGUCGUCGGGCUCGCUGAUGCAACCCGACACGUACACCUACACGACACACAAGGACAGACAGGGAGGGAGGGAGGGAGAUAUGUGUGUGGGUGUGUUGCAUAUGCUAUGUCAGUGGCUGCUUACCCCGAUGAUCUCUCCGGACCCUUCUGCCUGGCACAGGAUGAUCAGCGGCUGACGGCACCUCGCGGCACGCAGAAACGUCGGGUAGCGCCAGCCAUCCUCUGACGCACUGCACCGACACACGCGCAGGGAGAGGCCCAUCCAUUCAAUGGCUGCGUCCAUGUUCAUUUCUGCCCUCUCUGUGCUUCACUCCCUCCUCUCACGUGUAUAGCAUCCUGAUGUUGCUGUCAUGCAUGCGCUCAUCGGCGAUCCACUCAAUCAUGCGCUGGACCAUGCUGCCGUCCUUGAGGAGCCGGCUGCCCACCAGCGGCAGGAACUUGCCGCCCACCGCACACAGGCCGUACAUCUCCAUGGCGUCACGGAGGGAGCUCGCAUUGUCUGGCCGCACAUACGGCUGGGCCACAUGGACCCGCCCCAGCAGCUUGCACAGCCGCUGCCGCCGGCACACGUCCACCAGCACCUGGAACAAGGCCAGAGGGACGUCCUGGAUCACCUCGUUGGGCCACCUACAGAGAUGGGUGACACACCACAAAGCAACGAAGACAGAGAGAGAUGCACACAUGUCACGGCGGGCAUGGGUGUGCGUGUGCAUGUACACCUAGACAUACAUACCUGCAGAAUCGGUUGUAGAUGGUGGAUGUGUCGCCCAUCUGUCUGACGGUCGACAGCCGCGUCGCCACGGUGGUCCCCAGCACUUUGACGCUCACCACGCGGUCCUCCUGCUCGUCGCACCCACACAGCUCAUCGUCGUGGCAACAGCUCCGGUGCGUUGGCGAGUCGCGCAGAAAGGGCGCAACCGCACCGAAGCGCCGCUGCAGCCUCUGCUCCAACCCUGGCAACUCGUCUAACAGCCUCUCCAGCUCACGAACGCUGCAGAGAAGGAUAGAUGGGUGAGUGUAUGAUGGAUGCAGUUCUCGUCCCCCCCUCUGACCGACCGACCCACCCACCUGGCGCACAGCCCUUCAAAGGAGCCUCUCACGAGCGGCCGAUUCAGGUACGGUCGCAGGCCACGGGAGAGGCCGCCCGUCGACAGCGGCAGAGCGGGCGAUGCGGAUGCUGAUGCUGCGAGUGUUCCCUCCUCCCUCUCCCUGUACACGUUGCCCUUGUCCAUCUUCUGCAUGAGGGUGUCCACGAUGAGGGCGUAUGAGGGGUCGGUGUGGAGGUCGGGCGGCAGCUCCACGGUGUGUGUGUGGCCAUUCUGCACCUCGAUGAGGGAGUCGAUGAGCCACAUGAAUGCGGGCGGGUAGACGUCGAGGAACAGACGGUCAGUCGGCGUACGCAGGAAAGCACUGUCCCAACGACCUGCACUCAGACAGACAGACAAGGCCAGUGAGAGCUCCCGUCCCUGUGUCGACCAUUCCCUGCUUGAUGUGCCGCUUACCCGAGAACAGCUCAGCCAGCACUGUGUGCGGCAAGCACGUGAGUGUCGACCGCCUCACAUCGACGAUGAAGCCACCGACAUCCAGCGGAAGCAGCUCGUCACCCCCCGUGCGCUCGCUGUCAUCCUCCCGGCACAGAUCUCUCUCCGCCACGCUCCCCCCUCUGUUCUCCACCUCGUCACGCACCGCCACUGCGGAUCUCUCCAGCUCGUCGGCUAUUGCCUUGAUGCACUCCUGUGCCCGGCUGACGGGUCUCAGCGCCUGGCUCAUGAACGAGUCCAUUUCUCUGACGCCACACACCACCGGGGUGGCUUCUGAUGCCGCCGGCGGGAAUGUCGACGUCAUGCCGAUGAUCACGGAGCAGAAGUGGGCGGCGAGCGGUGUUUGGUUGAAUCGAGGAUCUUACUGACAGCGCGGGGAACGCUGCAGAGGGUGCAGGGACCCUGUGCCGUUGGAUCCUC
Molecule: messenger RNA, 3278 nt
Organism: Vitrella brassicaformis
Lineage: Eukaryota; Vitrellaceae
Source: the annotation of a GenBank genome assembly